Odobenus rosmarus divergens (Pacific walrus) is the source of this 1719-nucleotide messenger RNA. It is a transcript of the gene ACCSL, whose product is annotated as 1-aminocyclopropane-1-carboxylate synthase homolog (Arabidopsis)(non-functional)-like. Gene Ontology annotation, biological process: biosynthetic process; amino acid metabolic process. Gene Ontology annotation, molecular function: transaminase activity; pyridoxal phosphate binding. Lineage: Eukaryota; Metazoa; Chordata; Mammalia; Carnivora; Odobenidae. The record is from RefSeq and is a predicted model, not a curated record. The coding region runs from base 1 to 1719 and encodes 572 amino acids. The transcript has 14 exons.
AUGAGUCACCAAUCAGACACCCUCCAUCUGCCCUGUGGUCAGACGAGGGGUCAGAGCCUCGGCAGCCAGGGCACCCACACCCGGCCCCUGGAGAUGAUGCUGCACCUGCAGCAGACCAUCGAGAAGCAUAUCAUGCAGUUGGUCACCAGGCACCAGCAGCAGGAUCUGGUGCUGGGGGACCAAAGGCAUCAUCAGGCCACCGGGGAGCAGGAAGCCCUCCUGGGCAAUUUAGUGUCCCAGUUGGUCGGCCUCCUACAGUCUGGGGCCACGGGUGGCCUGGGGCUCCAACCGUCCUACCCUGCCCUGGAUGUGAGGGGUGAUGUCGGAGGUGGGCAGGAGGCCCAAUCAUCCGGGCAGCCUGACCAGCCAGUUCACCAACUGAAGGAUCCCGAAGCGACAUUUGUCAGCCAGCACCUGUCCAACCGUGGGAUCGAAAUCUCUGCCUCAUACCAGGCCAAUUUACAGGACUACAGGAUUUACCAAGGAGACAAAUACCAUGAGGACAAGAACCCCUUGGGCUUCAUUAACCUUGGCAUCAGUGAGAAUAAGCUCUGCCUUGAUCUGAUGACUGAAAGGUUGAGUCAGAGUGAUACGAACUUCACUGAGGAUGUCCUGCUGCAGUAUUCUGAUUGGUCAGGGCAACCAUUCCUGCGGGAAGAGGUGGCCCGGUUUCUGACCUACUACUGCAAGGUACCUGCUCAGCUCGAUCCAGAAAAUGUAGUUGUUCUAAAUGGCUGCUCUUCUAUAUUCUCCACACUGGCCAUGGUUCUGUGUGAUCCAGGUGAGGCCUUGCUGACCCCCACCCCCUUCUAUGGCAGCUUCGUCUUUAGUUCCCAACUGUAUUCGAAAGUUGAGCUGAUUCUCGUCCACCUGGACAGUGAGAGCACGGAUGCGAAUCCCGACCCAUUCAAGCUCACCGUGGACAAGCUGGAGCAAGCUCUGCUUGAGGUGACGCUUACAGGGAAAAAGGUCAGAGGUCUCGUCCUAAUCAACCCUCAGAAUCCUUUGGGGGAUGUCUACUCCCGAGAUACACUGAAAGAAUACCUGGAAUUUGCCAAGAGGUACAACCUACAUGUGAUUAUGGAUGAGAUUUACAUGCUGUCUGUGUUUGAUGAAUCCAUCACGUUCCACAGCGUUCUGAGCAUGGAAAGUUUGCCUGACCCCAACAGGACCCAUGUGAUCUGGGGCACCAGUAAGGAUUUCGGCAUCUCUGGCUUCCGCUUUGGUGUUCUUUACACGCACAACAAGGAGGUGGCCUCUGCCGUGAGCUCUUUUGGCUAUCUCCACAGUGUCUCUGGCAUCAUCCAGUACAAGCUGUGUCGGCUGCUUCAGGACCGAGAGUGGAUUGAUGGAGUGUACCUGCCCACUUACCGCUCCCGGCUGCGGAGAGCUCACAGAUACAUCACUAGGAAGUUGAAGGCAUUGGGGAUCCCUUUUCUCAACCAUGGCUCUGGCCUCUACGUCUGGAUCAACUUGAAAGUGUGCCUGGAUCCGUGCACCUUUGAGGAAGAGCGGCUGCUCUGUCGCCGCUUCCUGGAUAACAAGCUGAUCUUGUCCCGAGGCAAGACCUACAUGUGUAAGGAGCCUGGCUGGUUCCGCAUCGUCUUUGCGGAUAGGCCCCUCCGGCUAAAGCAAGCCAUGUAUCGGUUCUACCAGGUGCUGGAGGAGCAGAAGUGGGAUCUGAGAGUGAAGCAACCGGAGAGUGCACAGAAAGAGUAA